This is a messenger RNA of Hermetia illucens (black soldier fly), 6314 nucleotides long. RefSeq names its product TLD domain-containing protein 2 (gene mtd). Gene Ontology annotation, cellular component: nucleus. The record is from RefSeq and is a predicted model, not a curated record. The transcript is spliced from 22 exons. Lineage: Eukaryota; Metazoa; Arthropoda; Insecta; Diptera; Stratiomyidae. Gene Ontology annotation, biological process: response to oxidative stress. The coding region runs from base 1118 to 5158 and encodes 1346 amino acids.
AGUCUUCAGUUGUUGGAGCUUAAGACGCGAAUUGGACGGCUAUCGCGCGCCGCUUAAGAAAGAAGAAACUCUUUUUUGCUUGCGUUCGAUCUCUUGUACGCUAAGAAGAAAUAGAAAUUGCAUUUUUCUUUUCCUUUCGUUGUUAGUGGUCUUUGGGCUUGUAUGCUUUGCUGGAAUCGAGUGGAAAAGUGAUUACCUUUCACAUUUUACUGGAAGAAGUAGAGGAGCUGGAAAAAAGAAGUUAUUUCUCAUUGUCGCGUUGCUUUGUGCUCGGAACAAAGUACUUGGGUGAUUGCGAGCGUGUCACGAUUUCGGGAUUUGUUUGUUUGUUACAAUUCCAAUUUUAAGUUGAAAUUGUAUUCAGUAAACGUUUCGUUGUUUUCCACCUUCUGCCAAAUCGAUUAAUGCUUCUGGGUCGCGAUUGUGUGCUUGGUUCAGUUUCGGUCAUAGCAAGAGGCCUAGUGGAGUCUUGGGGCAAUUGGCGGCAAAUUCUUCCUGAACCGCAACAAGUGUUUACUUACUUCACUUUCUAUCGUGAAAAUUAUCCGAAGCAGUGAAUGCUGAAUGAAAAGUUAUAAACAGUGAAGUGAUGUGAACCCAUAACAGUGCGUCUCUAACCACAGCAUACCCUAGACCUCAUCGACACCUUUAGUACCAGCCACUAGACGAGAAAUAGAACAUUUGCAACGAUGUUAAGAAAGUGUCGUUUAAUCAAUAAGACAUACUGAGGAGAAACGAGAUUACCUGAAAAAAAAAAAUUGCAAACCGUACACUGACAACAACGACAACAACGAACACGAUUGAAAAAAUAUAAAUAAAAACUCAUAAAAUAUGCUUUGAAAUUGGUUUCUUGUCAAGAAGCCAACGAAAGAGAUUCAUCACCAGUUGUCGUCUCUUUGCCGUCGUGGUGUUAAGAAAUUUACAGGCAAAAAUCGAUCGUAAAAUUCAAAAAAAAUCACGCCAAGCUGUACACCGUCGUUUUGAAACGGCGCCGGAGGUUGAGCAUCGCAGCAAAGACGGAGACGUUUGGAAAUCCAGUUUUAACUCUCAUCUUGGACAUCAUCAGCGCAUCAGCUGAUCUUGAUUUGGUAUUUCUUACCGGUUUGUUGGGUGAAUCAUGACGACACUCACGUCGGCGACGGGAAAGUAUCGGUCACGUAAAGAUUGGAGUACCAACUCAAUCCCACAGCUGGUUAGCCUCGAAGAGGAGGCUGCAAUGGCUGCGAACGGCACUAAGAUUGCAACCGACAAAAUGGUUAAUGGCACCAAAGAUGCGGAAAUUAUAAUACCACCAGUGACUACAAAACCUCCCAGACGCAGUUCGUUGGCCAUUGGCUUACUAGCCGGUCGCGGGACCACCGAUAAGCUUAACAAACGGCGAAGUUCGCUAUCGACAUUUCUAGGUCGUCGGGAGAACACAAAGAUAAGCAACAAAGAAAACGCAUCUACCUACGAAUAUGCUAUGAAAACAGAAAAGUACGAUGGUCUCCCGCCAUACGAUGCAACGACAAUCACCACUGAAAUCAUCACACGCACCAAAAACAAUGAUUCCUUUGAUUCACAAGAUGAGGAUACACUCAACAAAUCAAAUCAAAGUCUGCACUACGAAAAGAAAGUUGCAUACAUUUCAACAGUUACCAAAGAAACACGUCAAAGACGUUUCAGCACGUCUUGGCAGCACAAAUUGGAGCGUAGACGUCGAAAAAAUUUCGAGGAUGCAUCACAAAUUUUAUCAGUUCAAGAGCUACAGCAACAACAAAGAAAACGUUCAACCGGUGGUGAUAUUCUUAAGGAGGACACCCUCAUGGAGGGACCCGACGAAGUGAUGUUCAAUAGACAGAAGAGACAUUCAUGGUGGAAUAUUUUUGUACCAGAGAAACAGAGGUCACGUAGAGCUAGUCAAGAUGUCGGCUUAUUAUCACGCAGCGCUGACUGCUUAGCUCCACCCACUCGUAGGAGUAAAUCACGAAGUGUUGAUCAUGGACUCGCAGCUCCUUUUGAUCUUGAUUCGCUACGAUCAAAAGUUGAAGGACGUUUUGAAAGCAUCGAUCGAUUAUCGAAAGAUGGUGAUAAGAAGAAAUCAUCGCUACCAACGAUCCCUACAAUUACAUACACGGUUGGAAAUCGCGACACACUUACAUCAGUUGCAGCACGUUUUGAUACCACACCAUCCGAACUAUCGCAUCUCAAUCGUUUGAAUACUUCAUUCAUAUUUCCGGGUCAGCAAUUGCUGGUUCCAGAUAAGUCAAAAGCUGAUGGUUCCACCGAAGCAACAGAUACAACAGCCACAGCAUCGGGUACCAGUGGUGGCGAUGAAAAACCAACAUCGGCAUCGGGGAAAUCUAGUCCAGUCGACAGGAAAUCUUCUAAGGAGGAAUUGGUUCCGGAGGAGAAAGAUUUCUUGGAAGGACUUCGACCGAAUUCUCCAAAACCUGGACACAUCGAACGAGUUAGUUCAUCGAAAGGAACCGGCUCUGAUCCGGCUGAUGAUCCAGUUAUAACGCAACGCUUUUUAAAAAUCAAUGUACGACAUAUCACGGACGGACAGGGUGUUGUUGGGGGUGUAUUGCUCGUGACACCGAAUGCUGUCAUGUUCGACCCGAACGUAUCUGAUCCGCUCGUGAUAGAGCAUGGGCCGGAAAGUUAUGGUGUUAUAGCUCCCAUGGAGUUAGUUGUUAAUGCAGCAAUUUUUCAUGAUAUUGCACAUAUGCGUGUUGGCGGUGGAGAAUCACAAUCGAAUGAGAAAGUUGAAAUUUAUUAUCCGAAGUCAUGCAAAAGCUGUACAAAUGCACAUUCUCCGGGAAAAGAUUCAUUACUUGUCAAAGAUGACACGUUUCCUGAAUUAGGUUCCAGUUCAGUUGAGACCUGCGAUGAUCAGGAAUCGGUUUGUUCGAACAAUGAACGUGACGGAAACGCUUUUCCGAAAGCUUUCGAUAGAGAUCGUGUAACCCCAACGAAUUUAGCGAAAGAAGCAACAGAAACAGCUGAAGCCGGUGAUAGUGAAAAGCCUAGUAGCGAACCAAAAACCAAAGAUACAACAAAGUCUGAAAUUACCGAGUCCUCAAAUACAGAUGUAAAUGAUCUAAUCAAGAAACCAUCGACAUUGGAAGAGCGACGGAAAAGUUUAUUGGAUCAUCAUUGGGCUAUUCCCAAUAAGGACAGAAGGUCUCUAUAUAAUUCCCAAAGGUCAUCAGAUGAAGAAGGCGACAUUGAAACGAAACGUCAUAGUUUUGAUCGUGCCGGUGGAAGUAAAGAUGAGCCUGCACCCGAUUUAUCAUCAUCGUCGGUUAGCCAACAACAGCAGCACCACCAGCAACUGGAUCAACCCCAAGGAUCCGGGUCCUCUGAUCGCGAUUCGGCCGAAGGAAAUGAAAGUGAUCUAUCGAAACAACCAUGCUAUGAUUCGGGCAUUGAUAUCCGUGAUCCGAAUGCAAUUCCAAUUGUUCAACCGAUUCAUACCAAAAAAGUGUACAGUGAUGCCGAUAUAGUUUUAAGUUCAGAAUGGGUGCCACCACGAACCAUGUCGCCAACUCAUAUUAGCGAUAGUCCACCAACCGGAGGACAUUUGAUAGCAGCACUCUCACAAACACAUAGUCUCGAUGCGGCUACUGGUGGAGGACGUAAGAAGACGUCUAGUGUUAGUUUUAGUGUGGAGGAUAAUGAUCAGAGUCAAAGCAGUAGCGAUAAAUCGACUCAGGAUCAAACUAAGAAGACAAAGAUGUUGAAGAGAUUAUCUUACCCUUUGACUUGGGUGGAAGGAUUGACUAGUGAUGGCAGCAGGCCUGCCGAAAGCACAGAAUCCGCUCCCAACACGGGUGACUCCAACCAGAGUGUUUUCUCGAAAGUGUUUUCAAGUUCGCCGAUAACACUAGUGUCGGAAUUGGGUGGAAAUUUGUUUUUAUCGAAGACACCUUCGGAAGAAUCGGGUGGUUCGCCCGUACCUCCGCAUACUCCGCAUUCCGAGGGUCAUAACACCCCAGCUGGGCGAUCUUCAAUAGGCACAUUCAUGCGACCGCACUCAUCGGAAGGAUCACAUACAUCAUCGAAACCGACCAAGGUUCAGCCAAAAUUAGAUUAUCGUUCGAUGGUAUCAAUUGAUGAUAUGCCCGAAUUAUUUGUAAGCUUUGAUAAACUAAUACCACGACCUGCACGGGCAUGUCCGGAUCCUCCGAUGUACUUGCGAUUACGAAUGGGUCGGCCAAUUGGAAAGUCUAUACCGCUGCCAACAUCAGUUAUGUCCUAUGGAAAGAAUAAACUUCGGCCGGAGUAUUGGUUUAGUGUUCCUCAAAAUAGAAUUGAUGAAUUGUAUCGAUUUAUUAAUACAUGGGUGCCACACCUUUAUGGCGAAUUAAGCGAAGAGAAGAUAAAGUUACGAGGAUUUGAGCUGAUAGAGCAUGAUACCGAGUGGGUUAAAGGCCAAACAGCUAAGGGUGCAAGACAAAGCAGCGAAGGAGAGGACAUUACCGAAUUGACUAGAGAAUCAUGGGAGCUGCUUAAGGCACCCUAUGUUAAAAUCUACAACAUAAUCAAAACAGCCGGUUCGCAUGAUUUGGAUUUGUUGGGUGGCGAGGUACUGUCUAUGAGCACAGAUGACUACAGGAAGGCAUCACUAUUUCAGACCGGAUCAUUCGAUUUAGAUUUUCCUAUUCCGGAUUUAAUCGGUCAAACAGAGAUCUUAACGGAAGAGCACAGAGAGAAAUUAUGUGGACAUCUGCCGGCACGCGCAGAGGGCUAUUCUUGGUCGUUAGUUUUUAGCACAUCACAGCAUGGCUUCUCGCUGAACUCAUUGUACAGAAAAAUGCAAAAGCUGGAGAGUCCUAUUUUAAUAGUUAUCGAAGAUACAGAGCAUAAUGUUUUCGGUGCACUAACCUCGUGUUCACUACAUGUUUCCGAUCACUUCUACGGAACAGGCGAAUCGCUUCUAUACAAAUUUAAUCCAAGCUUUAAAGUGUUCCAUUGGACAGGAGAGAAUUUAUACUUUAUUAAGGGAAAUCCAGAAAGUUUAUCUAUUGGUGCUGGAGAUGGCAAAUUCGGUCUUUGGCUUGAUGGUGAUCUGAAUCAAGGCCGAUCGCAAACAUGUAACACCUACGCAAAUGAACCGCUAUCACCGCAGGAAGACUUUGUCGUCAAAACGCUGGAAUGCUGGGCGUUCGUCUAAACAGCCACACAAAUACGAAGGAGAACGAGAGAAAGGCAAAAUGGGAGAUAAAACAAUAUUGAAAUGAUUUUGUUGUUAUUUAUUCUAAUGAAAUUUGUUUCUAAUUGUUUAUAAGGCAAAAUAAUGUUCUAUACGCCCAUACAUACAUACAUAUAUAUUUAUUGCGAAGAAAACAAAAAAACAUUAUUUAAGCCCAAAUAUAGAGAGAAAACAACUACUUUAUUUUUUAAUAUAUGCGGAAGGAUAGAGCGAACGGCCCUGGAAGAAGGCAGUGAGGAAGCAAUUCUACUUGAUUGUAUUUGUAACCAAAAAUGGAUGAAGAGAAUUAGGGAGCGAGGAAGAUAAUACUGAAAACAUUGUUAUGAUUAUUAUUACUGUAUUAUUAAAAAAAAACAAAAUUGAGAAAAACAAAAAAGGAAAUGUUAUUAGCCUUUAGAUAAAUUACAAUCUAUAUUUAAUGUUGCUAUGAGCAGAAGCGAUGAGCUGGCGAAAAGUCUUCACUCUUGAAUAUUAUAAGCACAUAAAAGGAAGAGAAACAAAUACGCUAACAAAAUAUCUAGUUGUGUGAACGAGAAUUGUUGCUAAUAAGUUCAUUUUUAUGUUCAUUUUACAACAAAAAUUUAUUGCAAGGAUUUGUUCGUCUCUUCUUUUCUUGUUCCCUUUGAAAGAUUUUGUUUUCUUAAAAUAUUUCUUGUAAAAAAUGGAGCGAGAAAUAACUAUUGUAUAAUUAUUACUCGCCGUUUAGUUGCUACCAUUGCUGACACACAACAGAACUCUACAUAAACGAGUAUGCAUACAUGUUAGACACAUAAUUACGUUUUUAGUGUUCCCCCGCCAUUAUUUGAAUUUUUAAUCCUGUGUGUUCUACUUUAUCGUGUUUUUACGAGACUCCUUUGAAAUUAUGUUUUUCUUCGUGUGUAAAUUAAUUCAAUGCAUUCCAGAAGGUGAAAAAAAAAACAAAAAUAUGAUUCUGAUGAAGAGAUAUUCUGUACAUUACUCUUUUGCACUAGGAGCGAUUAUGAUUUGAUUUGAAUUUUUGGUCUUUCAUUUGUGAUGUUUUUACCUUUUGAUUUUCAUUAAGUUGCUCUCCUUAUUAUUACUCUUAUUAUAUUAUUAUUUUAUAAAAAUAAAUCGUAAAGUACAUUAUUGAAAAUGA